Molecule: messenger RNA, 7070 nt
Organism: Symsagittifera roscoffensis
Lineage: Eukaryota; Metazoa; Xenacoelomorpha; Acoela; Convolutidae
Exons: 4
Coding region: 1-6891 (2296 amino acids)
Cellular component (GO): intracellular anatomical structure
Molecular function (GO): helicase activity; RNA-directed RNA polymerase activity; RNA binding
Source: RefSeq, a predicted model, not a curated record
AUGAUAGGAGCUGCAUUUCCCAAGUAUCUUCACGAGUAUCUGAAAGAAGGCCAAUGCGUAGUCCUCAACGAGUUUGGAUUCGUUCAAGGUGAGGUUGUCAUUUAUCGGAGUCCUUCGUAUUCGCCUGGCGACAUCCGAGUACUCAAUGCGGUCUCACUUCCCCCUGAAAAUCCUGUGUCACAAUUGAGAAACGUCAUCUUGUUCAGCACAAAAGGACAAAGACCGGAACCCGACAAAAUGAGUGGGGGUGAUUUGGACGGAGACCUCUAUCUUGUCAUUUGGGACAGACGCAUUCUAGAACAUUCUAGAAAUUUGAAGAAAAAUGAAGCUCAGAGCUACAGUGUGCCGACUGAAAAAAGACCCGAGACAUUUCAAGUGACGCAAGAUUGGAUCAGCUACGUAGCCUUGUGGGAAAAUGUGCUGCUUGCUCAAAUCGAUUCAUGUUUCUUUGCUAUAGCUUCGGAAAAAGGCAUCCGCUCAAAUGAGUGCAGAAAACUUAGUGGUCUGUUUUCACGAGCAGUUGAUCAGAUACCUUCAGACUUCGAAGCACUCCAGAAACUCCUCGCUCAGCGCUUGACCAGAAGAGACACAAUACCUGUUCUUGAAAAUGAAAACAGCAAGCCUAUUUGGGAUAAAAUGAUGUCUAUACAGUCGAAAGUUGCUCAUGAGAUCACAGAGAGCAGAUUCACAGUAGAACCAAAGGACUGGUCCAUAUUUUACAGCAACCUAGUCAAAACAAAGCCAAGCGAUUUUGAAUCACAUCUCAACGAUUUCGAAAUCCAAGCUAUAGUUCCACGAAUUGCAAUUCAAAAAAUAAAAAGUCUGUGGACUCUUCUUUACAAUCUACAGCUUAAUAUAGAGAUGUUCUCGACGCCAGCUGCCCGUAAGAUCAAAACUAUUCGUUGCUCAUUUGAUUGUGUUCAGUCUAAAUGUCUUUUGAUCCAUCCUGAAGCAGCAAAGUGGCGUGAAGAGUGGUGUGACAAAAUGAAAGCUGAAAUAAACUUUUUCGUGAAGCCGUUUGCAGAAAAAAUAGCGAUGUUCGAAUUAAAAGUUUCAGAGCAAGAGAAACUUCUGCAAGCUGCACUGGCUAAUUUUAAAAUAAAAUUUGAGAAAGUUAAAAGCCGAAAAGAAAUUCUGGCGAAAAAUUAUAACUUGGUUGACCGUCAUCUGGAAAAACUUAACAAUAUGAACAGGCAGCUUAUUAUUGUUCAAGAAGACGAAGAAGGCCUCAAAAAACUUCAUAAUGACGCGCAGACGGCACCAGAUUUGAAUCAAUAUGACUACGCAUUACUGCUCCGGCAGUUAAAAGCCUAUAUAAGACAGCAAGAAAACAUGGAACGAGUUCUACAUGCUAAAGAAGAAAACAAUAAAAAGUACCUCGCUUGUGUCUCUGUCUUAUCCGAGUCGCAAUUUGUGACUCUGCUUGAAGCAGAAGGAACUUUACAAAGAACUGAGUUUGAAGCAGAAACGGAGAGAAUUGAAAAAGCGAUUAAAUUUAUUUCGCGUUUACUUGUCCGACAGAUGGAACUAGAAAACCAAUUAAAGCAGGACAUUGUUCAAAAUGUUGAUUUGCUUCAGCGUCACAGCCAAAUCAUUCACCAAGCAAACGGUUUAACUGAAAAUAUCAAAACUUGGAAGCGACAAUUGGAUGAUCAUUUGGCACCAGCAAAUCCUGGAUUUCUUGUUAAGUUGUAUCGUCAAUUUGAAAACAUCGCUGCGAGGACUGUCUUAAGACGCCCGAGGAAUUUAAGUCAAAAUGAGAUAAAUUGGCUUCAGAAGAAACAGUUUCUUAAAAACAAAAUGGAGAGAUCGGUUGAAUCUUACCUAGAAAUUGACGAAAAAGCUGCAGUGAAAGAAGUUUAUGCCAAGUUGAGACUUAUUGAACCGAAACCACCUUGCAAUUUGGUAAAAGUAAGUAGAUAUUAUCUUACCCCGGAGCUAGACCGAUUCGGCAAAUGUAAAGACCGAACUUAUGAGGAGUGGAACUCAUUAGAACUACCAGACGAAAACGAGGAGGUCUACAGGCUUCCCGAGCUGAUAACAGAAAAAAUCUCCAAUAUUGACGCUAAGACCAAGAAAUUGCAAGAACAAAUCUUGAUGGCAACGAAGAUAAUAAAUGAAAAAUACGGAAAUCGAAGUAAAUUGAAGACCGAGCCGAAAGCGCCAACAAGCUCGCCUUUACUUUUUCGUUCUGAAUUUCAAGUCAAUCACAGAAAAACGCUCGAACUUGUUAGUGAAACUCUGGAGCUAUUAGACUUCCCCGAUAAUUGUCAAAAGAAAGUUAACCAGUUACGCAAUGAAAAAAUAGUUCUGGAGAAAAAAUUGAAGCAAGUGUAUGAUGCCUCGAUUCACAACGAAUCUAUUGCCAAGAUAGGAGCAAUAUCUUAUAAAGCUAGUCCGUUUAAUUUGGCACUAUGUGCUGCACUUAACGAGGUUGACUAUCGUACGAAACUUUAUUCACCUGAAGUGUCAGAGAACCGUAUCAGGCAAAACACUGAACUGCAAAUGUGUCUGAUGCGUGAAAAGAAUCGCUGCAAGUUAGAAUGCAGCGAGAGUAAACUUCCAAUUUUCUGCAAACGAGCUGAACUACUUGACGCCAUGCGUGAACACAAUGUUGUGGUGGUUGUUGCCAACACAGGAAGUGGAAAAAGCACCCAAGUUCCUCAGUAUUUAGCGGACGAUCUCCACCAUGUCCUGAACGACUUGCAUCAGCGGAGGUUCCCUAGAAUUGCUUGCACCCAGCCGCGCCGCGUAGCCGCCACGACGAUUUCGAAAAGAGUUUCUCUUGAAUAUUCGGGAAGUAUUGAUUUUGCAAAAAGUAAGAAUUCAAAGAAUCAAGCGAAUAGUUUUCAAUCCAAGAACUCUGCGGUCGCUGCGUAUCCACUGUACAGUGCAUUGAGUCAAAAUGAACAGGAUCGUGCAUUAGAUAUUAAUGACCGGUUAGGCUGGAUGGCAGACCUCCCAUCUGUAUCGAAUAAGAAACAAGCGUCACCAGAAAUUGCCAAAAAUGAUUUGGAGGGAACAAUGGGAGAUGAAGGCGGCUGGGUGGGGUUCAGAAUCGGGCGCAAGGGAAUGUCAAAUUGGGACCGGGACAAAUUCGAAAAAGUUGGGAAUGAGACUCGAAUUGAGUUCGUGACCGAAGGACUUCUAUUGCACUCCAUUAAACAACAGGAAACGCCCUAUGACUGUGUGAUUGUGGACGAAGCGCAUGAGAGAGGCAGGGACACGGAUUUCCUGAUGGCACUGCUGCGGCAGAUUCUUAUGGGGAACUCUGGCUCUAAAUUGAAAGUGGUGGUGAUGUCUGCAUCCAUUAACCAGCAACAGUUUUCGGAGUACUUCUUGGGUUGUCCUGUCAUAGAAUGCGAGGGUCGGAUGCAUGCGGUUGAAUUGAUUUACAAGCCCGUGCCGACGGAAAAGAUAGAGUUUGAAUAUCAAACAGGCAGUUUCUCUGAAAACUAUGAUUCAGACAGCGAAUCAUUUGAUGAAUCAAAUGACGAAGAAAAUGAAACGCCAAGUAAAUCGAAACUAGUUUUGCAUGCUGUACAUGUCCUUUUUAACGAUAUAAUCCCGCGAGAAAAAGGCGACGUGUUGAUAUUUCUACCAGGAAAGCGAGAGAUUCACGGCGCCCUUGAACUGAUCAAGAACUUGUCGGGAAAUAGAGGUAACUUAACUUGUACGAAUUAUGUCAGAAAAGUCGUCUGUUGUACGAAUAUUGCCGAGACAUCGCUUACAAUUCCGGGCGUGAAAUACGUAAUUGAUGCAGGAUUAGCUAGAAAAGUAGCCUACGAUCACGAAUUGCGGGUCACAGCGUUAGAGCUGCAAUCGAACUCUCAAGCUUCUGCUAAGCAACGACAGGGCCGAGCAGGUAGAAUUGAACCGGGUUUCUGUUACCGAGUGUGCUCCGAAGAGGAAUUUGAAAAGCUUAAAAAGUACGACGAGCCCGAAUUGAAGCAAUGCCCGAUCGAUGAAUUGUAUCUUUACGCUUUGAAGUGGUUUGGGUCAAUUGAAAACCUUGUUUUGAUGCCUGAUGCCCAGCCUGAUGAAAGCUCCGUUCGUUUUGCAGAGGAAAGACUUCUAAAUUUGAAGUUCAUCAUUCGAAGCCCAAUGAGAGAUAUAUCGCUUCCAGAUGAGGGAAAAUUGGCUAUCAAUUUAAUGGGUCAAAUAUCAUUAGAAGGAGUACGAAUGAUUUUAGAGUCUAGGAAACUUGGUUUGCUGGUACAAGCAAUUCAAUUUGCCGUACUAGUGAAACAAGGUUCAGAUUUGCAGGUUAAAAAAGUGACACGUUAUGAAGUUGAAGGACGUAGUUUAUACUUGGAUGAACUUGGAGACGCUUUCACGUGGUUUCGGAUCUACAAAACGUAUCUCGAAAUCGAACAAAGAAAAGGACGCUCAGAGACGCACACAGAUCAACGGGAAUGGAAGGUCAUACAAAAUUUGGGUGCCAAAAAUUGGUGUCAAAACAUUGGAGUCAACUAUGAAAUCUUGAGAAGCAUUCAUAAGUCUAUCGAUUCAGUGUACAGGACUUUGAAGCAACAAAAAAUUGUUUCCCAGGAGUUUCAUGAACAAUUUGUGCCAUUGGAUCAAAUACUGGAACCCCUUCACAACUUAUUGGUUACUGGCUACUUUCAUAACAUUGCAGAGAUGCACGAAAAACCGUUCAUCGAAAGCGGCUACUCAAUGCUGACGCCAUCAAAUGUCACUCGAGAUUUCUGUGAAACUGAAAGAGGAUCUUCUGAACAGAACCAUACACAUUUGCUGAAAAUUUAUCUCUCCAACAAAUCAGCUCUUUCAAAACUGGGCGAUGUUGUUGAAAACACCUAUGUCAUAUUCACAGAACUCUUCAAGACCUCAGGGGGAAAAGUGUUCAUGCAGGCCGCUUGCAGAAUCCAGUCUGAAAAAAUCAUCGAUCACGCUUCCGACAGGUGGCUGAAACAGAACAAUAUAGUUCAGAGGAAAAUGCCUUUUUCCUUAUCAGAGUUGAAAAGCUUCGUAACUAAAUUACCCAUACAAUUUGUAGGGCCUAAAAUUUUGGGAGAAGUUCUAAAGGAAUUGAAGCACAUGAAACUUGAUGAUGACUCGAGCUACCUUCAAAGUUUGGAGAAAAGAUCGGGGGCCGUUAUCAGAUUCAUGUUUGAUUCGGGUCAAAUUGGAAUAUAUGGCUCGGAAUGCGAAGCAAAAAAUGCCAAUGAAAAAUCAGACCUAAAAAAAUUGGUUGAGGAUAAAAAACUUCAGUUCAUAAGAAACGACUACCAGGUGCCUUACCCACACUCGAAGAAGCGGAGGACUCUGGGAUUAUUCGAGUCUGGAUUGCGGCUCAAUGACACUGCUAUUUCUGUUCCCCAGGCUGAAGUUGUGACGAAUUAUAGCAAGAUCAAGCCAACAGUUAUCAUGUUUCGAAAUAUUGCCCCAGAUGAGAAACCCAAUUUAGAAGCAACUCUGGAGGAUAUCAGAGAAAACUGCCACAAUGACGAAGUUUUGGAAUUAUGGGGCGAACCACAGAUUUUUGAUAACGAUUUCUUCACCGAUCGAACAGGUUGUCCAUGCCUUAAGAUAAAAUUCACCUCUGCUAUAGUCGCUGAAUACAUAGACAGUAAUUUCAAAAGCACAGCCGAGCAAAAUGGCCUUUCAGAGGCUCAUUGCUUUCUGGACAAUAACGUCGAAAUUUUUGUCCCGGACACCUAUAUUUAUCCUUCAGUACAUGAAAUCGCCGAGGAUUUUCCUGAUGUCAAAAUCACUGCACGGAAAAGAUUGUUUGUGCUAUCGUCUCUAAAUUGGAAAGCAAAAAAUUCCGUCAUCGACUUCAAAAACACACUAAACGAACAGGAAAUUUUCCUCAGCGAAGUUGUGAAAGAAACUGACAUAGGACUUCCAAAAAGUGCCUGGAAGCAUACGUUCAAACGCCUUCAGGAAAUUAAGGAGAAAGUUGAGAGUGAAAGCGAGUGCGAAAAUUAUCUGAUACAACUCCAUGGGAGCAUCAAACCAUUCUUUGAAGUUUUUGGUGACGAUAAGUACGAAAUAAGCUGUGAUAUUCAAACCGAACUUGAUUUAGUUCGGGGAAAAGUGAAGAACCACGAAGACAAUUUAUUGUUUUUUCUUAGCUACAAGCUUCAACGUGGGGAACUGAAGCGGCUUCGUACGAAGUUGAGUGAAUUGAGAGGUCAAUUUUUAUCUGAUUGCGUCGCUUUCACAGUUACCUUAGGCUCCCGAAACGACGACAAAAUCCUUCCCACGGUUCGCGUUUUAGCACCAUCUAGAGAACUCGGAUUAAAAGCGUUCUACGAAUUAAAAAGAAAUAUUGAAACCACGCAAGCAACGAGCACAAUGGAAGCGAAAAAUGGAGAUACGAAAUGCUGCAAAUGCCUUCAAAAAAUUCACCUUGACAAACCUUUAAAACAUAUCAAAAAGAAAAAAGGUGCAGAUGUUGUCGACUUGAAUCCAGAAGUUCACGAUAUGGGUUUUAGUCUUACAAUUUGCGGAUGUAUUUACUGUUCAUCUUGCCUGUACAACUUGGCAUGUGAUCAGAUUGAAGCCGGAAUAUUCCACAAAAGUGGAAUCAAGUGUGACGCAAUAUCCGACCAAACCAGGAAGAUGUGCGACCAGAUUAUAAUAAACCAGGAUCUGAAAGACCGUUUGUCUUUCAAUUUAUGGAGUGAUCUAUUGGAUGCUGCUUGGCUAUCCUACUUGACCUUCUGGGCGUCUUCAAAACCGGUGGUGAUCGAUUCGUGUCCCGCUUGCAUGGAGUUCUUCACGUAUCCGAGAGGCAUUGUUGGAGUCAUAAGAUGUCCUAACUCGUACUGCAAGGACUACCAUUGUUCCAGAUGUGGUUCAACAGUUUAUGACGAAGACACAUUCUAUUAUCAUACCAACGAAAAUUGCAGCUGUGCAGAUUAGCCAUCUCAAUUUAUGAGUCACCAUAAGAACCUCCUCACAUCACGUCCAUGACUUAACAAGUUGGUUUGCAACAAACUUAUUUCCAAAAUAAAAUUUUAUUAGCUAACUUGUUCUCCGUUGAUUUCAUAUGUAUAUAUUUGGAUUAAAAAUGUCUAAUUAAAAUUUAUUUUUUCACUGUA